AUGACCGCCGUACUACGAGUCGAAGUGGUUGGCAACCAGUGCGAAGCUCUACUGGAUACCGGAGCCUCGAGGAGCUUCAUCAACCCAGGGACGGUAGAACGCCUGCAGCUGAGAGCUCGGAAGCUGCCCGAGGAACACGUGUUCACCGUAGCUAACGGUGGGCAGUUGAGAAUAGAUCGCGUAAUGAAGGGGCUCAUUAUGUGGUGUGGGGCGACUCGUUUAGCCGGCGACUUCUUAGUCGGGCCGGUGCCAUAUGACCUAGUGGUGGGACUUGAUUGGCUGACUAAGCAUAGGGUAGCGUGGUAUUUCCAGUCUGAUAAGCUACGCACGUAUGUGGAUGGCCGGUGGUGCGAUCUACCGGUUGUUUGUGCCACUGAUGUCACACAACGGAGCGACGGUACACUAGGGACGCGUCAGCGGACACCCGCGGAGCAGGCGUACGACAUACUGGCUAAGCAGGUGGCGGACAUGACUCGGGAGGAAGCUACGGCACUUCUACGUCCUCCCACUAAGAGAUACAAGCCGCCCUCCAGGGGCAAGCGGAAGGCAGUGGUCGCUGCCCUGCUCCAGCAGGCUUCGGACAGUGCGGCCUUCAUACGCCACCCCCUCCAAGGGCUCUACCAUAUACUAGCGCUUCCCGCGGUGGCGGCAGACGUGGCUCUGCGUCUGGUGGAGGAGCGGCAAGGGGCUUUAUGUUGUGCCUUGGUGGAAACCUGCCCUUCCAAUCCCCACCGGCAGUGUCUUAAGGCACUAACCGCUCCCGUGUUUCCCGACGAAGAGGAAACAUCCCCUUGGCCAACGGCCAAACUCGAGUACUCGCAAUUCGAUACGUGGCUAACCUCCGUGGAGGCGCAGGCAACACCCCGGGAGAUACGGGAUGUGUUGCGUGCUCACCGUGCGGUUUUUCCGGAUAAACUUCCUACAGGGCUGCCACCGAAGCGCCCCCACGAUCACCGUAUCCUUCUCGUGCCAGGGAAACUCCCUACGAAAUCGGCGAUUUACCGCAUGACCCCCGAACAACUUCUCUUUCACAAACAGGAGAUAGCUAAGCUGACUGCUAAUGGGUGGAUUGGCCCCACUUACUCUCCGAUCUGCGCACCUACGAUUAUGGUGGAUAAGCGUAGCGAUGGGACGGGCGAGCGUAUGAUGCGCAUGGUUGUCAAUUACCGGGAGCUGAACGCCCUUACGAUUGCGCCGGACUUUCCCCUACCACCUAUUCAAACGAUUUUUGAGAUGCUAGGGGGGGCCCGAUACUUUUCCACCCUCGAUCUCGAGUCAGGGUUUCACCAGAUAAGGAUGGCCAAGGAAGACCGAUGGAAGACAGCUUUCCGUUCGGUUAUGGGGUUAUUCGAGUAUAAGAUCAUGCCCUUUGGCCUCAAGGGCGCGCCUGCUACCUUUCAGGCCAACAUCAAUGCAUACCUACAACCUUUACUAGGUCAGGGAGUCAUUGCGUACCUUGACGAUGUCCUCAUUUACAGCCCCGACCUUCCCAGUCACGUUGCCCUCCUCCAACAAGUACUGCGUAUUUUCCUCGAUCAGCAAUUUUACCCGAAGUUCUCUAAAUGCAAAUUUGCGAAGCGGGAGCUUACCUACUUGGGCUAUACCGUUAGCGCGGAGGGAAUAAAACCCGCCCCAGACAAGAUUCAAGUCAUCAAGGCGUGGCCCGAGGUGUUGCAGAACGAGACGCAGAUACGACAGUUCCUAGGCACCGUGAAUUAUUGCCGCAUGUUCAUGGGGCCGGAUUUUGCCAGGGUUGCCCGCCUGCUCGUAGAUCUCACGCGCAAGGGAGUACCUUUCCAGUGGACAGAUGCACACACUCAGGCGGUACGCCUCCUCAAGCAGCGUUUGAUUGAUUACACCACCUUACAGAUUCCUGAUACCACGAAACCCUUUGAGCUCUACACGGAUGCCUCUGGCUAUGCAGUUGGCGCGGUUCUCGAACAGGCCGGUCAGCCAUAUCGAUUCCUCAGCCAGGCCAUGACUCCCACGCAGCAGAAAUACUCGAUCUAUGAUCAGGAACUUUUGGCCUUAGUGUCAGCUCUCGACAAGUGGGCACACUUGUUACGCCCUACCAAGGUCACGGCCCACACCGACCACCAAGCCCUUACACAUUUACAGCAGCUCAAGGCGUCAAAGCCUCUUCGCGGCCGCACAGCCCGGUGGCUAGAUUUCCUGGCUGAGUUUCCCGGUCUUACUAUUACAUACCUGCCGGGUGCACGUAAUCAAGUGGCGGACGCACUGUCUCGUCUUCCUUGUCAUUCGGCCCCCUGCCCUUCUCCCUCCCCCAUCGACUCCCCUGAGACCCAUACUGGGUCUCUUGCUGCUCUCCAGCCAGCGCCUGACCCGCCUGAACCGCCGCACAAGACUCGAGGAACACAUCCUGACUACCGGGAACUUGCCGGCCUCCGCCGACGCCCCUCCCGGAAACGCACCCCGUCACACCCGGUUCCAACCCCGACCACUACGCUCGACCCCACUCCCGAAUCUCCUGCGCAGGCAGACCCUAGACCUACGCCCAGUCCUCCCGUCCUCGACUGGCCGACAGCGUAUUCUAAGUGUCCGAUGUUCAGCGCGCCCUAUGACACUGCUUCUUCCAAGCAGGGUGAAGUUGUUCAACUGGAGUUCCGACAUCGUCGUCACACCUUCCGUUUUGUCCAGCCAUAUUUACAUAUAUGCAUUAAUGGUCUCUGGCUUAUCUGCGUGCCGCAGUUUCCAGAGUUCCUCACGCACGUCCUGUACACGCAUCAUGAUCACGUCACCGCCGGGCAUCGAGGCCAAAAGAAGACCUACAAGGCCCUCAGUAAGCGUUACUAUUGGCCUGGCAUGCGUACGUACACCAACGCGUACGUGGAAUCCUGCACGCAGUGCCGCGCAUCCAAAUCACUUAAUCAAAAGCCCGCCGGCCUCUUACAACAGCUGCUUAUUCCCUCGCGCCGGUGGAGCCAUGUUAGCCUAGAUUUCGUCACCGACUUACCCCUCACCACCUCUGGGCACGACGCCAUUCUGGUUGUCGUCGAUUCUCUCAGCAAGAUGGCACACUUUAUUCCGGCCAAGAAGUCCCACUCAGCCGCCGACACUGUAGAGCUUCUUGCUGACCGCCUCAUCCGUUACCACGGCUUUCCUGAAGUCCUUAUUUCCGACAGGGAUCCUCGUUUCCAAUCGGAAGUGUGGUCGCAACUGUGCUCACGUUUCAAUAUUACCCGGGCGAUGUCUUCCUCUUAUCACCCGCAGACGGAUGGCCAGACCGAGCGAGUUAACCGCACCCUGGAGCAGAUGCUCCGCACGUAUAUCCAGGCAGACGAAAGGGAGUGGGAAGGCCUGCUGCCGGCCUUGGAGUUAGCGUAUAACACCACCAGUCAUUCCUCUACUGAGCUUUCCCCUUUCGAAAUCAUGAUUGGGGAGAACCCCUUAACCGCAGCGGACCUAGACAUUGUUGGUGCUCUGGCUCCCACGCUCACUCCUCCAAUGACGAAACUCUUCCGCCGACUCUGCGAUCGUGCACAGGGUCACAUUCUCCAGGCUAAGUGGCGCCAGAAAUACUACGCUGACGCCCAUAGGAGGGCUGUGGAAUAUAAGGUCGGCGACCAAGUUUGGCUUAGUGGCAAACAUUUACCUGCUCUCAACCAUUGUUCUAAGUUUGAACCCCGCUACCGGGGGCCCUUCACAGUGACUGAACGCACCGGCAAGGUCGCUUACCGUCUUGCUCUGCCUCCCACAUACGAGGGACACAAUGUUUUCCAUGUUUCACAAUUGGUUCCCCAUCACCCCCGUGAUCCCGCUUUGGUUCCACGCGAAGCUCCGGUGGGCUGGCCUCCAACACGCGACGACGCCGGCAACCCUACGGACCAGUAUCUCGUUGACUAUAUCAUGGACCAAAGAGGGACUGGAGAGGAGGCGCAAUAUCUUGUUAAGUGGAGGGGCGCCCCUGAGGAACGGGCCACAUGGGAACCCGCACACCAUUUGUCAGGGUGUCCCGCCUUACUUCGGGCUUGGCGACGCCGCCAGCGCGGACGACAUCCUUCCUGA
Molecule: messenger RNA, 4026 nt
Organism: Eimeria necatrix
Lineage: Eukaryota; Apicomplexa; Conoidasida; Eucoccidiorida; Eimeriidae
Product: OSJNBa0024J22.19 protein, related
Exons: 1
Coding region: 1-4026 (1341 amino acids)
Biological process (GO): proteolysis; DNA integration
Molecular function (GO): nucleic acid binding; aspartic-type endopeptidase activity
Source: RefSeq, a predicted model, not a curated record